Verticillium nonalfalfae is the source of this 687-nucleotide messenger RNA. RefSeq lists its product as uncharacterized. Gene Ontology annotation, molecular function: protein binding. Lineage: Eukaryota; Fungi; Ascomycota; Sordariomycetes; Glomerellales; Plectosphaerellaceae. The record is from RefSeq and is a predicted model, not a curated record. The coding region runs from base 1 to 687 and encodes 228 amino acids. The transcript is spliced from 4 exons.
AUGGGUGUCCGCUGCCUCAAGGUCUCCGGCAGCAAAGUCUUCUCCGGGUUGCUCGACUCGUCGAUCAAGGGUGUGCUGGUCCUCGACUACGACGACGAGCUUCAGCUCCUCGUCAGCGGCAGCAUGACCUUCAGCCUGCGCGGCCACACCGACUGGGUCAACGACCUCAACAUCCACCGCAAGUCCAACACCAUGUGGACCGCCUCGGACGACACCACCGUCUGCCUCUUCGACCUGCGCACGAAGAAGCGCAUCAAGACGUCCAAGGGCCACGUCGGCCAGGUCCAGCAGGUCCUCCUCAUGUCGGCCGACUUUGGCCCCAACGAGGAGAGCGACGCCGCUUCGAUUGAGAGUGGCCGCAGCCUUACCCCGCCGACGCAGUCGCCCAGCCACGCCUCUCAAUCAGCGGCUAUGGCUCCAGAAACGGAGAAGCCGAUUCUGCCCGGUCUGACGGGCGACUCGCUGCACCAGGCAUCGGGGAGCCAGGACAGCAGCAUCAAGAUCUGGGAGCCCAAGCCAGGCGCUUGUCAGACGACGUAUAGGGGCCACCCUGGCCCGGUAUCGGCGGUCAUAUUUGACGACACGAAGUUCGUGUCCGCGGGCGAGGAUGGAAACUUUAUCGUGAGGUCGUUCGAGGCGGACGGGCUGCUAGCUGCCUGCGGGGAGUUGUCCGUCGACGCCGCCUGA